GGCCAAUGUAAACCAAAAACACCGAAAGAUCGCAACUGACCCGUUUUGAUAUUCAUUGUAGGCUAGGCUUAGACCUCUUUUGGCAUAUAGAAAUGAUUGAAACUAGAUUCACGGACAAGAAGUAUACAUUUGACCUGUUGAGUUGGAGAAGGUUUUGUACUAUACUCAGGAUUCUUUUUCCGUCUGUGAUAUCAAUAGUAUCAGCAUUGUUUUUACUGUUAAUAAUCAGUGCUGUUGGUGAACAAUUCUUAAUCUACUUUGUUGGCUUGAUUCCAAGUAAAUUCUAUUAUGUUUUGGGAUACCAGGAUUUCCAUGGAUUCAUGCAAGAGACCUGGAAAGCAUUGCUACUUAUUUCUUGUAUUGCAUUAGCUAAAAGUUGCAGACAGUAUAUCAGUUCAUUGUUAUGUGUACAUUGGAGAGACCAACUAACAACUUACCUUCACCAUCUCUAUUUAAAGGAUGUUUGUUAUUAUCAACUUAAUGUUUUACAAGUUGGAAAGAUAGAUAAUCCGGAUCAACGGAUUGCUGAUGACGUGAAUCAGUUAUGUACAAAGUUCAGCUCUAUGGUGGCACUUUUAGUCAUAUCACCGAUCACUAUCAUCUAUUACACUGUAAAGGUAGCUCAAGUGACUGGUUAUGUUGGACCAUUGUGUAUAUAUGGGUUCUUCUUUCUUACAAACAUCAUUAACAAGUUCAUAAUGUCUCCAGUAGUUAACUUGAAAGUGAAGCAAGACCGAAAAGAGGGAGAAUUCAGGUACAAGCAUAUGCAAAUAAGAUCACAUUCAGAGUCAAUAGCAUUUUACCAGGCUGCUGAUGUUGAGUUGAACAGUACCGAUCAAAAGUUAGCCAGCUUAUUGGACACACUACGGCACUAUGUAAAUCGAGAAUUUUGGUUGCAUGUUUCAGUCAAUGUGUGUGAUUAUAUUGGUAGUAUAGUUAGCUACAUCAUCAUUGCCAUACCGGUGUUCAGUGGUGACUAUAGUGGUAUGACUCCACAGGACAUCAGUAGUCUUGUCAGUGCUAAUUCUUUCAUAUGUAUGUAUCUAAUAUACUCAUUCACGCAGCUUAUAGAUUUGUCUAAUAAAGUUUCUGAAAUUGCGGGCCUCUCACAUCGUAUUGGAGAAUUGAUUGAGGUUCUGCUCGAUGUAAGUCCAGUCAGCCCACAAGUACCAAAGCCUAGUUCAAAAUAUAAUGUAUCCUGUUUCAGACAUCAAAAGCUGAUCAAUGAAUAUAGCGAUGAUGAAGACACUUCUGAACUAUCCAAUAAAGAAAGCAUGAAUGAGAAUGAAUUUUUUCAGAUAAAGAAUGUUGCAAUAUAUCCGCCAAAUAAAGAAGGUGUUUUAAUUCAAGAUCUUUCCCUGGUUAUAAAGUAUGGAAGAAAUAUUUUGAUAACUGGCAAAACCGGAAGUGGAAAAACAUCGCUACUGCGAAUGCUGUAUGGUCUUUGGCCAUAUGUUGGCGGCUGCGUUAAUAAGACAAACGUACAUGAUGUAAAAGAUUUCUUUAUUUUACCUCAAAAACCAUACCUGAUUGAUGGAACACUAGAAGAGCAGCUCAUUUAUCCAGACACAAAGAAGAAGAAAAAUGAAGAUCUAAUUGGUUUGGCGAAGAUGGUGGGGCUUGAGAAAGUGCUGUCUCGUGUAAAUGGUUUAAAAGAGCCAGUAGAUUGGAACUGGUAUGAUGUUCUUACACCUGGGGAAAUGCAAAGAAUCUCGUUUGCAAGGCUUUUCUAUCAUAGGCCUAAACUUGUCUUUUUGGAUGAAUCAACCAGCGCUCUGUCAACCACCACUGAAGCUCAGCUAUAUAAGCAAUGUGAAGCCUAUCACAUUACCAUGGUGAGCAUUGGGCAUCGUGAAUCUCUACGGCAGUUUCAUAAUUGUGAGCUUAUUUUAAAUGGUGAUGGUUCCUGGAGUCUGAAAAAUAUUAACCAUUCAGGCUAACAAAUACGCACAAAAUAAUCUACACAACAAGAUAUGAUUUUGUUUUGAAAAAUUGUAUUGUACAUCAUUUAUAUUGAAUUAUAUUUUAAUAUACACACAGUAGUUUCAUAUCAUUGAUAAAGAAAAACAGAACUGUCACAGAAUACAAGAAAAUCCACCAAUAAAAAAAUCAGUAUUUAAAAAAAGUAUUAUAUACUGUGCUUUAAAAUUAUAGUGAUUCAAGAAACGUUAAUUUGUUUAUUUAUUUUCGUUGAUUGAUUUCACAGCUAAAAUUAGUGAAAUUUCUUGAUAAAUUCCACUGUGUGGAUGAAAGCUAGAGCCAAUAACUUAUACUUAUAUACAAGUUAGUUAUUCAGUGCUGUUGUCAUUUGUUAUGUUGUUUUAUAGCAGACGCCUUUAAUUUAUUAUUAGGCAUAAUGAAAGUGCCUUUUCUCAAAAUUAAAAUAUUAGAUGAUAAUAUAUGAAUUGAUAUUUUUCUAAAUUUUAUUUGUCUAAAGUAUAUCAAAUUUUAUUAUUUAAUUGUAUACAUAUGAAAGCUCUCAUGAUUGAUAUCAUGAUGCUGAAUUGCAAUUAUUAAAAAUUGUUAGUUUUCAUUCCUAAAAAGAAAACCAUUUGGCUAUGAUGGUCAGUAGGGUUCAGUGGUGCUGCCACCAUCUGAAUUAUGUGGGAAAGUGAGGGGCAAGGUACAAUUUUUUCGGAGGGGGAGGGACAAAGGUCCCCGAGGAGAGCAAAGUGGGCUUGGUCGUCGUCGAUUAAAAUGUUUCGAACAUGGUCACGGUGGGUGGGCACCCAAAAAAUAUGACAGUCUAUUUCGUGAAUACUUACCUGGAUAAACCGACUGACAAUUUAGGGGUUUCAGAGGCUUAUUUAAUCAAUUUUAUAGAUAGAAAGUCUACUAAAAUACAUAUAAUUUUUUUUCUCCUCUUUUUUGGGAGAGCGCUGCUACUGGUGGUAGGGUUAGCCUGAUAUAGGCAAAUGUGAGAAAUAUUGAUGAGCAAUAUCCAUGCCAAAUAGUGCUAGGUGCCUGUAAUGGUGAUUUUAUGUAAUUGUAAAUUUGUAUAAAUGAUGUACUGUAUUAUGAUAUACUGUAAUAUUUAAUCAUAAUGUAUUUCAAUAUUUUAGUGCCCACCCCAGGAGGGGUGUAGACACUUAGCUAUCAUCUCACUUGUGAGUUUUAAGAGUACUAUCCAGUUGUAGGAAUCAUGGGAUGUGUCAUAUGCUAUAUGUAGAAAUGAAGUCUUCCAAAACUGAACCUAUGAAAUAUGACACCAUGCCUAGAUAAGACAUGUCCUAGAAAGAACUACAAUCUGUUUCUUGUACAGGUAUUCGAAUGAAUUGCCACACACAGAAAGUUUGGACAUUUUUUGAAUUAAAAAUAGCAAAAAAAACUGUCAAGCCAUAGACACAUGGUUCUGCUGGGAGUCUAUUUUUAAAUGUCAUGGGUUGCAUUGCCCCAUACAUAUUAUUUUUUUCUCAGGAGAUUGUGUAAUGAUGCCUGGCGUCGUGGCAUCUAAACAGUUGCGGAUUGGCCUAUCUUUAAAUUGGUCCCAAACAGAUGCGCCAAUAGGCAUUGUUCAGUGAGGGACAGGGGAGAAAUCGCCUUCCCCCUCCAUCCACAUUUCAAAGUGGAUCAUAUAUCCUAUUGCUCCCCACUAUUUACUGUUCUAUAGUCAAAACCUUACUUUUAAAAGCCAGUGGGAAGAACAACAAUAAUUACGCAUGCCUGUCGAAUUAUCUCAUUCAAAAGCAUAUAAUAAUGAGCUAAUCAGUAUAUAAUAAAUAAGAUAAAUCAUUAUUUUUAUGAAUGUAAUUCUGCACAAAAUAUAUAUGUGGGCUUUUCAAUCAAGAUUACAAAAAUAAAACACUUCUUAUGAUGAACAAUCUGAAAGAGUGGUGGUGUGGAAAUAAAAGUAAAUUGUAAAUGUUAUCCUUAAAAUAAAUUAAAUACAUAUAUAAAAAAACAAGAAUGACGAAGCUUCCAGGGCCUUUUUCCCUUAGGGAAUGUGGAUAUGUUAAUGAAAUGUAAGAUUUUUUAAAAGAGAAAAGUAUUUGAUUUUUUUUUUUUAUUAUUUUAAAUUUAAAUGUUUUAUCUAUAAGCAAAUUUUUGUAUUGUAAGCAUUUUUUUUGUCAAAGUGCCCCCAAUGGACAGUGAUUUAGUUCACUUUUGGAGUGUUCCUGUCUCGUUCUUUUGUGCUUGUUCUUUCCUGUUUCUGUUCUUAUAAAUUUUAAUGUUUUUGAGACAAAUAAAUAACAUUAAAUGAAAAUUCUAACUACA
Anneissia japonica is the source of this 4215-nucleotide messenger RNA. RefSeq names its product ATP-binding cassette sub-family D member 4-like. The coding region runs from base 93 to 1940 and encodes 615 amino acids. Gene Ontology annotation, biological process: peroxisome organization; very long-chain fatty acid catabolic process; long-chain fatty acid import into peroxisome. Gene Ontology annotation, cellular component: peroxisomal membrane. Lineage: Eukaryota; Metazoa; Echinodermata; Crinoidea; Comatulida; Comatulidae. The record is from RefSeq and is a predicted model, not a curated record. The transcript has 13 exons. Gene Ontology annotation, molecular function: ATP hydrolysis activity; ATP binding; long-chain fatty acid transmembrane transporter activity.